AUGACGUCCCAAUAUGUUACUGAACCUCCAAGCUCAGGCUUGGUCGAUCUGGUCACCUCGAAAGGUACCAUCUCGAUCGCGCUCUUCCCCACACAGGCUCCGCUCGCAUGUCGCAACUUUCUCACGCUGGCGCUCGAAGGUUUCUACGACAACCUCGUCUUCCACCGCCUCAUCCCCAACUUCAUCCUGCAAACCGGCGAUCCUUCCGCUACCGGUACCGGCGGCGAGUCGAUCUACGGCGAACCGUUUCCGAUUGAAUCGCAUUCCCGACUCAAAUUCAACCGUCGCGGUCUACUCGGCAUGGCAGCGAACCAAGAUCGCACCAACGAAAGCCAAUUCUUCCUGACGCUCGACGCUACACCCGAGCUGACUGGAAAGCAUACACUAAUGGGCAAAGUGGAAGGCAAGAGCAUAUAUACGCUGGUAGAACUGGUAGAGGGUGUGGAGUUGGUCGACGGAGAUCGACCGAGGUAUCCGAUCAAGUUACACGAGGUCAGGGUGGUUGAAAAUCCAUUUGAUGAUCUGCAACCAAGGACGACGAAAAAGCAACGUAUAGCCGAGGAAAGGAGAAAGAAGCACGAGAUGGAGACGAGAGUGGCGGAAGAGCAGAAGAGGAAGAGGAGCAAGGCGAAGAAGAACACUGGGUUGCUGUCUUUUGGAGCGGAAGAAGAGGCAGAAGACGAGGUGGCGUUGAAGGGUCCAAAAAGUUCGCAUGAUCUGCUCAAAGAUGAUAAGCACCUAUCGAGGCAGACGAUCGAGACGAGUAAGAGCACAAAAGCUAAUACGCCAGCAGUGUCGGCCAAUAUCAGUUCCAAGGAGAAGCGAUUCUUGGCUCAAUCGUCAUCUUCGACCACACCACCUGCAGUCACAAAACAAGCUUCCAAGGACGGCACCUCGGACGCUCCCCACCCCACCGCGACCCUCAAAAGUGAACAUAGCGGGCCCAGCGACCAGAAAGCCAGUUCAUCUACCGGCCGAGACUUUCUUGCCUCUCAACGAGCCAAAUACCUCUCCUCCUCCCACCCUUCUACCGCCAAACAAGACGACUCGUACUCAGCGCUGCUCUCGUUUCAAUCGCGACUCCGCACCCGGCCUUCAUCCACCACACCUAUCGCAAAGCCUCUCCCGUCCGUUGGCGUCGACGAGGUCGAGGAAGAGGCAGGCGAAUACGGCGCGAGCGACGACGACGACGAUUGGCGAUCGCAUCGACUCGAUGCUGGCGGUCAGCCGCUGGUAGCUGGACAAAACGCGGGCAAGGACACGUUGGAGGACUAUGAGGUCUUGGAUCCGAGGGACCACACUGAUCGCGAAAGGAAUCCCAAAGCCGAGUCCAGCAGGGACGGAAAAAGAGGCAGGGAUUGGGUUGAGCACGAUCGGAAAUAUCAAAACGAUCGCAGUCGAAGGCACCGCGAACACGACAAACACCCACAGCAACGGCGACAGAGAUCAAUCAUAUAA
This is a messenger RNA of Mycosarcoma maydis (corn smut), 1458 nucleotides long. RefSeq lists its product as uncharacterized. The record is from RefSeq and is a predicted model, not a curated record. Gene Ontology annotation, cellular component: catalytic step 2 spliceosome. Gene Ontology annotation, molecular function: peptidyl-prolyl cis-trans isomerase activity. Lineage: Eukaryota; Fungi; Basidiomycota; Ustilaginomycetes; Ustilaginales. The coding region runs from base 1 to 1458 and encodes 485 amino acids. Gene Ontology annotation, biological process: protein peptidyl-prolyl isomerization; protein folding. The transcript has a single exon.